Molecule: messenger RNA, 901 nt
Organism: Zingiber officinale
Lineage: Eukaryota; Viridiplantae; Streptophyta; Magnoliopsida; Zingiberales; Zingiberaceae
Product: zinc finger CCCH domain-containing protein 17-like
Exons: 6
Coding region: 1-846 (281 amino acids)
Molecular function (GO): protein binding; metal ion binding
Source: RefSeq, a predicted model, not a curated record
AUGGACUUCGAGCAACCAGAUCGGUACGGAAACAGGAGGGGCUACCAGCGGGCGGGGCCGUCUCAGGUUCCAGACAGAAGCAACAAGGUAUGCUUACACUGGCAGGCGGGGCGAUGCAGCCGUCACCCGUGUCCCUUUCUCCAUAGCGACCCGCCGCAGACCGUGCUCGCCGAUGGCGCUGCCAAGCGGGGGCACUUGCAAGGCCACGUGUCUAGAAAUAUUGCCUCUGCGGGUGCGCCACCCUCCAAGUGGGGUAAGGGUCGAGCGGGUGGCAAGGCUCUCGACAAAAUAUGCAAUUACUUCCUCGCUGGAAAUUGUAGUUUCGGAGAUAAGUGUAGGUUCCUGCAUUCAUGGUUCAUGAGCGAUAGCUUCUCUCUCUUGACCCAACUCCAGGGGCAUCAAAAGGUAGUGACUGGUAUCGCUCUGCCUUCAGGGUCUGAUAAACUCUACUCUUGUAGCAAGGAUGAGUCUGUUCGUGUUUGGGAUACUCAAACUGGGAAGUGCGUUGGAGCCAUCAAUAUGGGAGGUGAGGUUGGAUGUAUGACCAAUGAAGGUCCUUGGUUAUUUAUUGGAGUUGUGAAUGCUGUCAAGGCAUGGAACACACAAACAACAACAGAACAAGGCCUUGAUGGCCCUGUCGGACAAGUUUACGCUUUGACCGUUGGUAAUGGUAUGCUAUUUGCUGGAACACAGGAAAGUGAAAGUGAGGAUGAUGGCCUUGACAUGGGUGAUGAUGAUGAUGUUGAGGAACCUGAAAAUGAACCAGAGACAAGAAGCAAUUGGAGCAAAGUAGUGAAGGGGAGAAGAAAGAAAGUGCUGGUGCUCCUUCAGAGAAUAGAAUCUUAAAGAAGAAGAAAUCCAAGAAAGAAAAAUCAUCAAAGGAACAGGAGGAGCAUGAUCA